This is a messenger RNA of Kwoniella shivajii, 1350 nucleotides long. RefSeq lists its product as uncharacterized. The transcript has 3 exons. Lineage: Eukaryota; Fungi; Basidiomycota; Tremellomycetes; Tremellales; Cryptococcaceae. The coding region runs from base 1 to 1350 and encodes 449 amino acids. The record is from RefSeq and is a predicted model, not a curated record.
AUGGCAAAUCGACAUAAAUCGACUUCAAACCCUACCCCCACUUCUAGAGAGACUAUAUCACCGCCGGUCUUCGUCAAGUCGCCUCCAAUCUUUCGGGGGCUCAAUCCAGACGCACCUCCAUUUUUCAAACCUGCGUUUUUACGACCGUCAUCACCUUCGAAACAAUCUUCACCAAGCUUGGAAACCCAAUCGAACGGUACCAACUUUCCUAAACCCCUCAAUCGCGCUCGCUCGACCUCAUCCUUGAAGCCUGAUGUGCAACCAUUCGUCCCUAAAACUUUUGCCAAUAAACUUCGCCAUGUUCGAUCACAGUCUCACCUAAGUGAUCAGUACAAUACGCCUCCUUCCCGUCAAAUUGAUAUCGCUACGGGAGAAACCACCCUCAAGCCGGCUAAAGGACAUUCAGCAUGGCUUGUAGAGCCCUACGACUCGACAUCACCUCCACGUGUUGGUCAACCCUAUGACUCGACACCACCUCCAGGUGUUGGUCAACCCUAUGCCUCAACUUCACAAAGAUUUCAUCCUCGAUCCGGUCUCUUGAACGUUCCUACACCUCAUAAAGCCGAUCGAGUUGGCUAUCGACCUGUGUUGACACCAAGAGGCGCUUCAAUAUCACCCUCACCUUCAUCCCUCCCAUCCAUCCAUGAAGAUCAAAUUUUUCUCGCAUUAUCGUCAAUCGCAUCAGACGACGGUCGACGUAUGCUAAGUGAUCGUCCGAUGGAGUCUCCAUCGCCACCACGUUCACCAUCGCCACCAAUUUCGUUACCACCUCUCGCAGAUUUUCAUAUUCCCGAUCAUGUUCGUGCUAUGUUCUCCAAGGGAGGUGCCCAUGGUCCAUUUCCACCAUACCCAGCUAGCUGGUUUAGAAGCGCAUUCAAACCACCACCUUGGGUAGUUGGAAGUAAGCCGCACGAUCAUGCAGUCAACCCAAAAUGGUCGAGUAGUGAGAGCUCAAAAUCAGCCAAACCUUCCUUCGGCACUCCUAUGCCACCUCGAAAGUUUGGUGCAAAACAAUCUGAGCCUAUUGAAGUUCUCUCAAGCGAUGAUCAACGACCAAAAGCAGCUACUUUCAUCGAAUCGCUUUCGAAAGGCAAACCAAGAGGCGAGCACAUUCACAAUCCAAUUGAAAUAUCUUCGAGUGAAUAUAGCUUUGGUAAUUCCCCGAUCAUACAAGCGCAGCAGAAAAGACUUGUACGCAAGCGAUUAGCAAUGUCUUCGAAUGAUUCGGAUUCUGGUAUAUCAUCAAUACAGAUGAUAGGCAAUCAGAUCGCUGGACCUUCAAGAGUCCCCUUACAGCUCUCACCGGAUACUUCGGAUAUUGAGAUGAAAAGUGGGAAAAGCGAUGUAUAG